GUUGGUUGUUUGAUGUUGUCAUCAAGUUCAUUUAUCAUUAAGUCUUAACAUGUGUAUCAUUUUCGUGUACAAAUGUAUAAUAUCAUAUUUAUUCAAACUGUAGUAUCAACAAACACGACGCUUUACCAAAAUUUCCAACCUAAUAAUAUGUGCAGACGCAAUUUCAUGCUUGCAACAAAAUUAGAGUGGAUGAGUGGUUAAUCAAUAUAAAGAACUAUGUUGAAGACACAACAAAGAAACAGCGAAUAGAAAAGGUUCCAUCAAUGCUGCGUGAGGUUGAAUCCAACAAAAAAUGUUAUGUUCCUCUCGUAGUUUCAAUAGGCCCUUAUCAUCAUGGAAAUCCAGAGCUCGAAGCAGUAGAGAAGCUAAAAUUUAAAUUUGCAAAUCAAUUCUGCCUUGCCUGUGGUGAUCAAAUAUCUAUCAAUCAAUUAUAUGCAGAGGUGGCGAAGGUGGCUGACAGUGCCCGAGAAUACUAUGAGGAAGGCACAACUACAUGCUAUGACAAUGAAUCGUUCACCAAAAUGAUGUUUCUUGAUGCCUGCUUUGUGCUUCAAUAUAUGUACAUCUUAACAACGAUAAAACCAAAAGAAGAAGAUCAACUACCCACAAUGAAGAGUUACCUCAGUGCUUUUGUGUGGAGGGACUUGUUCUUGCUAGAGAAUCAAAUUCCUUUACUAGUACUAGAAGUUUUGUUGAAAUCCAGGUUCGGAGAUAAUACAGAGUUGAUUUCGGAUUUCCUUGACCUUUUCCCAAGGCCACCUGAAAAAACUUCAUGCACUAAUUUGGUCAAGAAAUUUGUCAAUAAAAGCUGCUGUGAUGCGGUCAAGAAAUUUGUCAAUAAAAGCUGCUGUGAUGCGGUCAAGAAGUUUGUCAAUGACCACUGUCCUGGUGGUCAAACAAACGACAAAAGAAAAUUACAAUUGGAUGCAAGCCCUCACCUUCUAGACCUAAUGAGUAAACAUCUCGCCGGCCUAGCUAAGCCUAAUCAUAAAGAGGGAACCAUGGAUGAAUCAGAUCAAUGGAAUUCCUAUCGUUCAGUAACAGAGCUCGAAGAAGCGGGAAUUCGUUUCAGAGCAAGUAAAACUCAUUGCGUUACUGAUGUAAUGUUCAAAGAUCACCUUGUUUAUGGAACUAUGAUGCUCCCUCCUUUGUUCGUUGAUGAUACAACAAAACCUUUGCUAUUAAACUUAGUGGCUUAUGAAAUGAGUCCUAAUGGCCCUCAUGAUUCUCACAUUACGUCAUACAUUUGGCUAAUGGAUUCACUCAUUGAUCAUGCCAAUGAUGUUAAAGAGCUCCGAAAGAAGGGAAUUCUUGUCAACAAUCUAGGCAGUGACGAACACUUGGCCACACUCUUUAACGAGAUAGCUGAUGGUUUGGUACCUGAUCCUUACGCAUAUGCAUAUGCUAAGGGGAAGAUUGACACGUAUUGCAGGAAUAAAUGCCGGUAUUGGAUAGCUGAAUCGAUGCACAAACAUUUCAGCAGUCCUUGGACCGUCCUUGCCUUUCUAGGUGCAAUUUUUGCCCUUGCCCUUAGUACGGGGCAGACAUAUUUUUCUGCUUUUCCACGAUCCUAAGGAGACAAGCAUCUCCUACAAGGAGAAGCUCUUCAUUUGCAAAUGUUUUUUU
This is a messenger RNA of Olea europaea var. sylvestris, 1626 nucleotides long. Its product is annotated as UPF0481 protein At3g47200-like. The coding region runs from base 264 to 1574 and encodes 436 amino acids. The record is from RefSeq and is a predicted model, not a curated record. The transcript has a single exon. Lineage: Eukaryota; Viridiplantae; Streptophyta; Magnoliopsida; Lamiales; Oleaceae.